AUGAACCCAAAAGUGGAUCCGUGCGAUAACUUUUAUCAAUAUUCUUGUGGUAAUUGGAUUAAAAAUCAUCAGAUAAUCCCAAAACAGUUAACCAACGAUUUGUCAAAUAUUGAAGAACUUCAGUCUGAUCUCAUUAAUACAGUCACAAUGCGUUUAGAUAAAAGUUCUCUAAAAAGUGUACCUAAAUAUACUGAACCAUUAAUUAAGUUAUAUAAAGGUUGUACUAAUAUCGCAAUUAGAGACUCAUUCGAGAAAAGAGAUUUCAAUAUCAUUAGAGAUAUAUUAAAACAAGUGGGCGGUUGGCCAUUGAUUGAUGAGCACUGGGAUGAAAAACAGUUUAACAUCGAGUCGGCACUGAUUGAAUUGAAUAAAUUCAGUUUAUUUGAUGUUAUUAUCAGUGUUGAGGUUAACGCUGAUUUAAAUAAUAAUACAAAACACAUUGUUUGGUUACUAAAUCCAUUUAAACAAUCGUCACUCAACUACCAGGGAAUCUAUCGUAUGUCCAAAAAACAUGACAUAAAAGCUCCGAUGAGAGCUAACUAUACCGGUUCGUCGGAAAACCCGUACAAACAGAUGGCAGAACUACUCAAAGGAUCACCGAUUAGUUCCAUUGUCUUCCAGAAAGAUUGGGCAGAACUUCAAGAAAUGUAUACAAAAUUACAAUCAAUUGCUACAAAAAUCACUAGCAAUAAGAUAUAUCUCAUCAAAAUAUAUAACAAAUCCAAGAUUCUGGUCAAAGAUUUGCAGAAGUAUUCGGCAAUUGAUUACUUGAAUGUAAUUAAUGGUAUACUUGCAGCUGAUGGCCAUCAGAUCAAUAAGAAUAGCGUCGUUUUUGUCGACUCCGGAUAUUUAGAUAAUUUGGAUAUCAUUUUGAAAAGAUUUUCAAAACGCACAAUAGCCAACUUUAUUGGCAUGAAUUUGGUUAUAAUUUUAGCAAAAUUCACAACAAACAAAAUGAUGAGUUUGACAACCGGUCGUACAGUUGAUUCACUCAAUCAGAUAUGCUUUUCAUAUGUCUCUCAAGUGUUUCCCGAUCUGUUGGGUCGUUAUUAUUUGGACAAUGUUUUCGAUAUAUCAGUCAUUGAAGAUAUCAAAAAUUUCAUUAGAAGUAUAAAGAAAGCGUUUCAUCAAUUAUUAGUUGAAAAUCGUUGGUUGGAUGAGCCAACCAAAGCAUAUGCCAUCAAAAAAUUAUCGGCCAUCACGUCCUAUAUUAGCUUUCCUGACUAUAUCUUUAAUGUUAUACAACUUAUCCAAUAUCAUAAAGCGUUCAAUAAUAUCUCUGAGGACUCGUUUUUGUCAACAAUGAUAACAGCACUGAGAAACCAAAGAUCAGUCAACUCGAGGGCACUCAACAAUCAAGAGCCUAAAGGGGUAUUGAAUUUAGGCGCCAUAGGAGCUAUCAUAUCACACGAGUUGACUCAUGCAUUUGAUAAUCUCGGAAGUCUUUUUAAUGAAAAUGGAAAUCUUGACAAUUGGUUUAGCGAUCAAAGUAGACAAGCAUUCAAUGAUAGGACCAAAUGUUUUGUCGAUCAAUACAACAAAUUUAAGUAUAAUAUCACAAUCAAUGACAACACAACUAAUAUAAAUCAGUUGAAUGGUUUGCAAACAUUAGCCGAGAAUAUUGCCGACAACGGAGGCGUAAGAAUCGCUUAUAGAGCAUUUGAAUUGUAUAAAAAUGAGUACAUGGGUCAAUUGGAAAAGCUACCUGGCCAACUAGUUGGAUAUUCACUGGACAAACUAUUUUUCCUAUCAUACGCUAAUAUUUGGUGUUCAAAUAAAAGCUCACAGGCAUUGGCAAUACAGUUGGCAACAGACCGGCACAGUCCUGAAAACGUCCGAGUAAUCCAACCGUUGGCUAAUAUGUAUCAAUUUGCACAGGUAUUCAAAUGUAAACCUGGCUCUCGUAUGGCACCUAAAAAUAGAUGCGUUUUAUGGGGUUAA
Molecule: messenger RNA, 1941 nt
Organism: Oppia nitens
Lineage: Eukaryota; Metazoa; Arthropoda; Arachnida; Sarcoptiformes; Oppiidae
Product: membrane metallo-endopeptidase-like 1
Exons: 11
Coding region: 1-1941 (646 amino acids)
Biological process (GO): protein processing
Cellular component (GO): plasma membrane
Molecular function (GO): metalloendopeptidase activity
Source: RefSeq, a predicted model, not a curated record